AUGGAUAAAAUAGCAAAGCUAAUUUUUCUAUUUUCAGUUGCAAUCACGAUGGCCCUGGUGAUGGGCAACAAGGAUGACGAUCCGCUAAGAAAUCUCUUCGGCGGUUCGAACGUAUGGGGACCGCUGAUGAAAUGGAACCGUGUGCCACCGAACGAUGGUGCUGGCGAUGGAAACACCAACCUGGAGUACGGCGAGUACGACCAGCAGGACAUGGACGCAGCCGAAGCCGGACAACCGAUUGUGGUGAAGCGAUCGCACACACGGCAACCCGUCUGUGAGGUACUGCUCAACAUCGUAUACGUCGGCAACGGUACCGAUGGGUACGAGUAUCGACCCAAUCACUAUGUCACCGAGUCAUGCCUUAGCUCGUACAACACCUAUCAGAAUAAGUGUACCGAGACCGGCCUAUCCUGCACUCAGAUUCGGCAGAAGAUCUACAUCACACGUCGCAAGGUGGCUGGAGCGGAGAACAAAGCCGUCAACUGCUGGGAGCAUGUGGCGCUCAAAGAGAUCGAUGCCGGCUGUGAGUGCAUGUGGCCAAAGGAGCAGAUCGGUGACAAGCAUUCCUACCGAUUGGGCAAAUAACAGCACGGCGACAGUGAACAGUUCUGGCGAGCGACACGAACAAUUAUGCUACAGCCCCGUACUGGUGGACGCCGCCGCCAACCGGAUAGCCUGGUCGUGCCU
Messenger RNA from Anopheles maculipalpis, 687 nucleotides. RefSeq lists its product as uncharacterized. Bases 1 to 585 code for a protein of 194 amino acids. The record is from RefSeq and is a predicted model, not a curated record. Lineage: Eukaryota; Metazoa; Arthropoda; Insecta; Diptera; Culicidae. The transcript has 4 exons.